Molecule: messenger RNA, 2980 nt
Organism: Bombus pascuorum
Lineage: Eukaryota; Metazoa; Arthropoda; Insecta; Hymenoptera; Apidae
Gene: exex
Exons: 4
Coding region: 608-2500 (630 amino acids)
Biological process (GO): neuron projection morphogenesis; central nervous system development; regulation of DNA-templated transcription
Cellular component (GO): nucleus
Molecular function (GO): sequence-specific double-stranded DNA binding; DNA-binding transcription factor activity, RNA polymerase II-specific
Source: RefSeq, a predicted model, not a curated record
GGGAGCGAUUUUCCCGUUACGGACACGCGGUUCCUCGCGACGUCACUUUGUGGUGCGGCGUCGAGCUAAUCGCUCGUAUCGCCGGUCGAAAUCAAAACCGGUCGUUGAUUCGUUUGUCAUUGAAAAACGCACGCGUUUCGAGUCGGUGAUCGGUGGUCGUAACGUUUGCGUUUCGUUUCGUUUCGAGGACGAUCAUCCGGAAGACGGACAGAGUCGCGUAACGUAAUCGCAGAUCGCGUGCAAUAUCCGCGAUUCCGUAUUAAAGGGUGAGAUUGGUUGAAUUGGCCGGUCGGUCGGUCGGUUGUGCGGUCGUUCGAUCGAUCGAUCGAGUCCCGUACGCCGAUCAGAAGUCGAUCGGCCAUAGCGAUCGACCAUCGAUUGAUCACCGCUCCAGUUGGACUUGACAUAUUUCUAUCGACGCUGGAGAACAUUUAUUCGCGUAUGAUCGAGUCUCGCGCGGUUAGCGAGAAAACGCGGUCGAAAUUGCAAGUGGUAGACGAUCGAUCCAAAAGUAGUGCUCGUGAAGGGACCCCGUCAUCGAUACCAAGUAUGUACUAACCGAUCGAUUUGAGGAAUUUUGUACGGUCGCUAAAACCACGAACCAGGUAUGCAUUACAACGCCCAAGGGAUCACGGAGGACUCGUACCUGCGACAGAGGCAACAGGAACAUCAACAGCAACGACAACAACAAACGGGUCAACAUACCGGCUACUCCGUACGGCAAAAGGGCCGCGAUCGUUCGUGUUCACCGAGAUCGGAUGAAGUGCGGUCGCCCGGCUCCGAGCUGAGAGGAGAGACUGCUAUCGGAUCUCCGGAAAACAUACGUUUCGUGGAAAACGGCUCUCCUUCGGAGCUCGGUGAGGAAUCGCGAAUGUCGAGGUAUCGCGAAGAGAGCGAAGCGAAGAGACCUUCCUUCUCGAAGCAGGAGAACGAGUCGGCGGCGAGUUUCUUUCGAGACCCGGAAGACACCGGUGUAAAGUGUUUCACCGAGGAGAUGGUCUCGGCGGUGGCGAGUCACUACAGAGAGUCGAAUAACUCGCCGGGUAGAAUCUCGCCGCAGGAAUACGCGGUUCACUCGACCGACAGACGUCAUAGUUCCUUUGGGAAAACGUCGUUCUGCAUCGACGCGUUGCUCGGUCGGGCAACCGGGAAACCGGAAAGUCUGGAUCACGAACGAUCCGAUAGAUCGAACCAAAGAUCGCUGUUCGCAACGCGAAACUCUGUCAUCGACGCGAGCCCCUGUUUGACGAACUCGUUGGUACGUGGUCACGAUCGAGAAUCCUCUUGCACCCUAGGAGGUGUAAGCGGAGCCGCUGGAACCGGCAUCGUUACCGUUGGAAUCGGAGUUGCGGUCGGCGUUGGUAACGGGACUGCGCUUAUCGGCGCUGCUAGAACGGACGAGCAAAGAACAUCUUCUUCCCUCGGAGGACUUUUGCAUCCGUUCGACAGAACCGUCGUCCAACACGGACUCGCUUCUCCGUCGAACUUACAAGUUAUUCGCGAUCCAAGUGACAGACAAGAUAUUCGUGACCGAUCCGUACGCGACGCUCAUUUGUCCGGUAUUCGCGUGGAAGCGGUGGAAGAAACGACGAAAACGCCUUUCAAAGGGGAAAACGCUGGCAUCGGUAACGGAGGAUUUCGAGUGGAUCGGUUGGAAAAUAUCGAGGACGACGGUUCGAUCGAGGUCGAUCCUACGAGAACAGGAAGCGCCAGCUCGGGAAGCAACGCGAGCCACAGUCCCAUCUCCAGCCCUCCGAUUUCCCCUGGAUCGGAGGAACCCAGUGGCAACGCUAUCCCUGGUAAUCCGAAUUUACCGAGUGGCCAUUAUAGCGCGCUCGGUAGCAACGCGGGAGUAGCACGACAAAAUCAAGCGCUUCUCUUACAUCCAAGUGGUCCCCUCAUACAUCCCGGAGGAUUAUAUUAUCAUCCUGCCGGUGGUAGCGCGUUUCAUUCGAUACACAAGGAAGGUCAACCCGUCGGACAUUCGCAGAGUGCCGGUGCUCAUCCUCAGCAGCAUCACAUCCAUCCACUCCAACUCGAGUGGUUGGCUAGGACUGGAAUGUUGUAUCCGAGGUUACCCGCCGAUUUAGCCGGUUGCGCGGCCCAGCAUGCCCUCCUUGGAAAAACGAGAAGGCCGAGAACCGCUUUCACGUCGCAACAGCUACUCGAAUUGGAAAAACAAUUUAGACAGAACAAGUACCUUAGCAGACCGAAGAGAUUCGAAGUGGCCACUUCGUUAAUGCUCACGGAAACACAGGUGAAAAUCUGGUUUCAAAAUCGACGAAUGAAAUGGAAAAGGAGUAAAAAGGCACAACAGGAGGCGCGGGCGAAUAAUAAGGUCGAGGACGGAGGAAACGUGAGAAGCAGCGAGAGGGAAACCGGCGGUGAUCCGAAUCCAAAUUCGCCGAGUCCGCAGGAGGAUAGCAAAGGUGCUCUACAAGAAACGCAGAGGAACGCGACCGAACUUCAGGAGCCGCUUUAUCGACCUUACGUGGUAUAAAACUCUGACCAAAAUGAUCGACCCAGUGGUGUGCCAAAUGUGAACCAACCGAUGUAAGUUGCUGCUUGGCGUCAUUUUGUCGAUUAAAUCUCUUGUUGAUACCUUUGAUACUUGGUGUGAUAUGUUCGAUCGUUUCUCGAGUGAAUUUUUAAUACUACGCAAUAACAACAACAACAACAUCGUUAGUCGACCGAAAAACGGAGAGAUGUACGUGCAAAAAGGAUUCAAUGACAAAGCGAUCGAUUAGAUUUUACAAACAAAUCGCAAAUAGAAUCGCGUGCAUGUAUGAUGUAAGUAUCGACUUAUGCUGUACGCAUGCUGGUGUAACAUGGCAAAACUCGUAUGUAAAUAUAGGGAACAAUACGAUGGAUAAUACACGCAUAUACGCACACACGCAUAAAUACACAGCGGCUCGUAACUAUAAAAAUAUCUUCAAAUUUUCAAUUCUUAUAGGAGGUACGAGGUACAAAAUGAUUUUUA